ACUCUAAGGUCGCAUUAACCACGCCCACCCCGCCUGACUGUAGCUCGCAGUAUUUACAGUACCUUCACCAACUUCCCUGUCAAUGUAAACUUAUAUAGCUGACCUUGGUCGGGUAUUCAUUCUCCGCCUACUUCGUCUCUUCUUUCCCUCCCUUCUUUCCCUCCCUCUGACAGUUGGACCCGUCACCCGUCCCAUCGCUUGUAUUUCAUUUGUAUGGUCCGGAAUCACCUCUGAUAGUCCUCCAGUUGACGGCUGCCAUAAUGCAUAUACAUACUCUCUUAGGCGCAACUCUGCUGCUGGGGUUGGGUAACGCCGUGGCCGACUCUUCAUCUAAUUAUGAACCGGAUGAGAAUGGAAAAUAUUGGAUUCAUGGAGAGGGCAUCUCGGCUGCCUUUAUUCCCUACGGGGCGUCUAUUUCCAACCUCAUGAUCAAUGAUCGGUAUGGGAUCCCGCGAGACAUUGUCAUGGGCUUCGACAACGCCAGCUAUUACAGCAUUGAUGAAAAGCAUCCCCACCUCGGCGGUGUGCCUGGCCGCUACGCGAAUCGCAUUAAGAACAGCACCUUCGAACUGGACGGAGUGGCAUACCAUGUGGCAGCCAACGAGAAUCCCACCUCUGAGAACCCUGAAGGCCUGAAUACCCUCCACGGCGGCCCGGACGGCUGGGACUGGCGCAACUUCAGCGUCGUUGCCCACACGGAAAAUAGCAUCACCUUCUCCAUUGUCGACCCGGAUGGCAAGGAAGGCUUCCCGGGCGAGGUCAUCUCGUAUAUCACUUACACGGUUGGCAACAUGACGUGGGACGCCAAGAUGGUCGCCAUCGCCACGACCAAGAAGACGCCCAUUAUGCUGAGCAGUCACACGUACUGGAACCUGGACGGCUUCGCCAACAACGAGACCAAUACGGUGCUAAACCACACGUUUCACCUACCUUACAGUGGCCAGCGCGUUGCCGUAGACAACAUUCUUAUCCCUACCGGCGACAUUCUGCCAAAUGUCCGGGGCUCAGUCAACGACUUCUGGAGCGAGCCAAAGCAAAUUGGCAAGAGCUUUUCAGACCCAGAGAUUCACGGAAACUGCGGUUUCAACUGCACGGGUUAUGACAACUGCUGGCUCGUUAACCGCCCUGGGCCUCACGACUGGCGCGCCCCUGGCGCCGCCGUUGCCAGCCUGUCAUCAGCAUGGUCCGGCAUCAAGCUUGACAUCUACACAGACCAGGAGGCCUUCCAAAUGUAUUCCUGCGGCGGCCAGGACGGGACUUUUGCCCUCAAAACCACCCAGGGACUGCACGGCAGCGGGGAUGGCGCUGCCCCCUUGUUUCCCCGGACGGUCCCAAAGUACGGCUGCGUCGUGCUCGAGGUGCAAGACUGGAUUGAUGGCAUCAAUCAUCCGGAGUGGGGCCGCUUGGGCAAGCAGGUGUUUGAGCCGGGCGGUGAUCCAUAUGUUCUACAGGUUAGCCACCGAUUUAGUGUCGACCACGAGUAGCGGAAAUGCGGGAAUGCACGGUAGCGAAACUGUCCAGUGACGGAUGCUCCGGUGGAGGUUCCAGGAUCCAGCGGCUUGGGGAUUUGGGUACCGGUAGUUUAGGCGUUUAGCGUGAGGAAUGAACUGCUUUAUGAUACCCGCUGUGGUACCGUUGUUUCACCAGGAAACUAUGGUAAUCCGUUAUGUAGCUAAUGUAGUGCCUGCGUUGGACUCAUCGUCCUUGGACUGUGUGUAUGGUUUCGGCUAAACGUAAAGGUGACGGCGUCAGCAGCCGUGACGAGACCUAAUUCAAGACGACAGCUAGACAUUCCGCAGAAAU
Molecule: messenger RNA, 1803 nt
Organism: Canariomyces notabilis
Lineage: Eukaryota; Fungi; Ascomycota; Sordariomycetes; Sordariales; Chaetomiaceae
Product: aldose epimerase-like protein
Exons: 2
Coding region: 261-1484 (407 amino acids)
Biological process (GO): beta-D-galactose catabolic process via UDP-galactose, Leloir pathway; glucose metabolic process
Molecular function (GO): carbohydrate binding; aldose 1-epimerase activity
Source: RefSeq, a predicted model, not a curated record